ACAAUGACGAUUGCUGAUACUUUGACGUUUGUUUUGAAUUAUUUUGUAUUUUGAUUUUCCUCAAGUUUUCUGAGAAUUUUGAGAAUGCAGAAUGGUAAUUUCAAGUUAUAGGCCUUCUUCCAUAUUAAUUUGAUAAUAUUCCAUUCGUUCAUGAAUUUAUGAAUUAAUCAUAAACAAAUAUGGAUAAACCUUGUGAUACAGAGGAAUCAAGGGAGUCUUUCAGGACCAAACGAAGAAAUCACCGUGGACAUAGAAUCAAGAUAGAAGAAAGUGAUGAUGAGGAAUUAGAUGCAGUCAGUUCGAAAUUGCAUGAAAUGAAAGAAAUACAAAAAUUGAGGGGAAGACAACAUGGUAUCAGUGUUGUUGGCCUGGCACUAGGAACCAAACUUCAGUCUGAAGAUGGAGCAAAAGACAAUUACAACUUGCAAGUUGGCGGUAUGGUUAACAUGCAGGCACUGAAAACAGGACAGCUCAAACAAGUAGAUGAUGCAUAUGAUACAGGAAUCGGAACACAGUUUUCAGUAGAAACUAAUAAAAGGGAUGAAGAUGAAGAAAUGAUGAAAUUUAUUGAGGUUGAAUUAUCAAAACGGAAGGGAAAAGAAAAAUCCGCUGAGAAUGAAGGAAAUGUUAGCUCUGUCCCAAAAUAUACUACUCCAGAAGAGGCAGCCUUAUUAUCAGUACCAACACACCUAAGGGAAUCCUCUGCAAAGCAGUCAGAAGAAAUGUUAUCCAAUCAAAUGCUGAGUGGUAUUCCUGAGGUGGAUUUAGGUAUUGAAGCAAAGAUUAAAAAUAUCGAAGCAACAGAAGAAGCUAAGUUGAGGCUAUUAUGGGAGAAACAAAAUAAAAAAGAUGGUCCUUCACAGUUUGUACCUACUAAUAUGGCAGUGAAUUUUGUUCAACAUAGUCGAUUUAAUAUUGAUCAAUCAGAUAUACCUAAGAAGAAGCCAAAAACGGAGAAUGCAACAAAAUCAAAGAAGAAAGAUGAAAAAGCUACAGAUGACUACCAUUAUGAAAAAUUCAAGAAACAGUUCAGAAGAUGAAGUUUCUAAUCCAAUACAUAUUAAAAUUUAAAAUAGUAAUCCAUGUACGUUUCUCAUGUAAAUACAUAUUAAAAAUAUUCACUUUUAUAUCACAAUAUAGUGUCACUAAAAUAAUCAAAAUACGAGGUAGAAUCAUCCAGCGCUUAUAAUUAUUUAUGUUGGGUAUUCUUCUGAACAUUGAAAAUGAGAAUAUUACUUCGAAGGAAAUGAAAAAUGGGUACAUAUAGUUAUUUGUAUAACUUGAUAAGAUAUAUAUAAAGACAGAUAGAUAUAUGAAAUCCAAUAUCAACAAAAAAUAGCCUCGAAUGGAAGUUGAAAAGUUAUAUUAUUUUCUAAAAUAAAAAAAUAACGAUCAAUAUGAC
Molecule: messenger RNA, 1402 nt
Organism: Phaedon cochleariae (mustard beetle)
Lineage: Eukaryota; Metazoa; Arthropoda; Insecta; Coleoptera; Chrysomelidae
Source: the annotation of a GenBank genome assembly